AAGCACUUGGAUGCUUGGAUGAAAUCUCUAUGGCAUGGAGCAUAGUAAAAAAUAAAAAUAGUAAAAAUAAAAAUCCAAAAAAUAUUAUUAGUAUUUAGUGCGGCUUGUAAAACUUAUAAUAAAACAAUUGAAAUUAAUCUAAAGGCUUAAAAUGGAUAAUGAAGAUAUUUUGGUUACUUCUCACAACAGGAGUAGAAAUUUUAGCCAUGAGGAAGAAAGAGCAUUGGUGGAACUAGUUAUAAAACACAAAGAUGUAGUCCUAAACAAAUGCACCAAUUCAGCUGCUAAUAUUGCUAAAGAGGAAGGGUGGAAAAAAAUAUGCAAGGAAAUUAAUAAAAGAGGCUUCGAAUAUAAAAGAACCUCCGAAAGUUUGAAAACAAAAUGGUUAAAUCUUAAAAGGUUUGCAAAGAAAGUGUCACACAAUAUUAUAGAUGACACGAACUUAGAUGAAGUGUUAACUAGUGUUGUGAUGCUGAUAAAUGAGAUGGACACAGGUGCAAGUCUGACUGCAGUUCCAAUGGAUGGUAGUGAAAACAAUACAAAUGGCAGUACGACUGAAGCUCCUCAGGAGGAUAGUUUUCAAGCAGUAAAUGAUAUGGAAGAAGAGAAAGAGAAGGUCAACCUCUGGAGUGACAAUGCACAUAAUCAGUCAGAUGAAUCUGAUGUUUCAGAUGCUGUAAAAGUUGUGCCAAUCAAGCGAAGACGCUUCAGAACAUUGAACUUCACUCCAUCGGAAUGUAGUCUACUCCUGAAGUGUAUCAGAGAAGAAAAGGAUAAUAUACUGAUUAAAGGCAAAGGAAUGUCAGCGAAGGCUAUCAAAAUGCAAAAUAGGGCAUGGGAUAGGAUAACUCAGAAAUAUAACAAACUGAGCCCACGGAAGAGGACGUAUAAAGUGUUGCGCACGAAAUUUGAUAAUAUGAAAAGAAUGAGUAACAGCGUUAACUUUAAAGACAUUUUUUCUUCGGACAAAGAUGAAAAAUUUGACAGAAACAGAAACCGCCAACAUGAAAGACUUGAUGAAAAACAUGAAGAUUUUGCUGAGGUAAAAUAUGAAUUCAAAACAGAGCCUGUGCCUGACACCAGUAUGGAUAAGGACAGUGACGUAGAUAAUGAGGAAUACCCGGAUAUUUCCGUCGCAUCUCGUGAUAAAUAUGAAAAAUACUCGGACCCACUAUCUACGGUCCUAAAUGGAGAUUCUGGGAUGGAAUCCAUAAGCCAUUUCGGGUCUUACACUCCACCGGAAAAUAAGGAAAUAUCAAAACUGAAGCUAGAAUUGCUGAAGUAUCAACUGGAAACUGCAAGAUUGGAAAGACAAAGAAUCAGCGCAGCUUUAGAAGGAGAAAACUCCGAGCGACAGUCAAAAGCCAUAGAAACAUCGCUUCGAUUACGAGCGGCGAGAUUAGACACCGUUGCCUCCGAGUCAAAACUGCCCUCAACCCAUCCCGCACUGCAAUACAGUGAACAAGAGAAACUAGCGCAACAGUACAUGCGACAAUUUGAGCACACUUGCAAUUGUAUGAAAAGUAAGAUUAAUUAACUUUCAUUAUUGAUUAAUUAUUAUAUUUAAUGAUCAAUCGAUUUAUCUGUAAGAGAUUAAUGUUACAAACUUUCCUCAAAACUGCCCUCAACCCAUCGCACUGCAAUACAGUGAAGGAGAGAAACUAGCGCAACAGUACAUGCGACAAUUUGAGCACACUUGCAAUUGUAUGAAAAGUAAGAUUAAUUAAUUUUCAUUAUUGAUUAAUUAAUUAUAAAUGGUACGUAAGAGAUUAAGGUUAAAAAUGAAGAGAUUUCCUCAAAAAAAAAACAAGCAAAACCCAUAGAAAUAGAUAAUAAUAUAUUUCUAUGGAUUUUGCUUGAUUUUUUUUAAACAAUUGUAUCAAAAGUUAGAUUAAUUAAUUUUCAUUAUUGAUUAAUUAUAAAUGGUACGUAAGAGAUUAAGGUUUAAAAUGACGAGAUUUCCUCAAAAAAAAAUCGAGCAAAAUCCAUAGAAAUAUAUUAUCUAAGUGUUACAAUAGUAGAAUAGCGAAGUUAAAAACCGUUGCCUCCAAAGCAAAACUGACUUCAACCCAUCUUGCACUGCAACACAGUGAACAAGAGAAGAGAAGAGAACAGUACAUGCGACAAUUUAAUCACACCUGAGUCUUGAACAAUUUCUCAUGUUUUCUAACAAGAAGCAUUGCAACUAGGGAUGUAAUUAUCAAAGAAAUUAUUUUUCGUAAUAAAACUAGGUACUUACUCGUAGGUUCGAUGUUUAUCGAAAGUAUUAUUAGUUAAUUUUUCUAUUCUAAGUAUAAAUGAUACCUACUGGUUUCGUACCUUUGUUGUUGUAAUAAUAUAUAUUGAUUAUUGGUGCGUAUUCAAUAUUUUAAACUGCGCCGGCGUUGCGCUGAACUUACAAAAGCGUGCGUUAAAAAAGCGUUGACGUGUGAACAGACACUUGGGACUGUAUUUGUUCUAUUUGAAACGCUUUUUUAACGGACGUUAAAAAAGCUCUCGUGCGAAUGAGGUGAACCGAUAAGAGGUAUGGUGAUAAAAUCAUCACCAUUUAUCACUUACGAUUAGGUGAGAUUGCAGUAAGGCUAACUUGUAAUUGAUAGAGUAAAAAAAAUAUUGUUAAAAAGAUAGCACUAAUUUUAGAUCUGUCAAUUUAGGUUAGAAUUAUAAAAUAGCACCAUUAAUUUGUUAUAAUAAAGGAUGCAGUGGCGUAAAUGAAAGAUGUUUUAAAUACGAAAAUUUUGUAUAUUUACUUGAUUGCGUUUUACAAGAUGAUUAAAUUAUAGUAUUUCAUUAAUAAAAUUAUUAUUUUUAAUAA
This is a messenger RNA of Maniola jurtina (meadow brown), 2815 nucleotides long. RefSeq lists its product as uncharacterized. The transcript is spliced from 9 exons. The record is from RefSeq and is a predicted model, not a curated record. Bases 152 to 1537 code for a protein of 461 amino acids. Lineage: Eukaryota; Metazoa; Arthropoda; Insecta; Lepidoptera; Nymphalidae.